Teleopsis dalmanni is the source of this 663-nucleotide messenger RNA. RefSeq lists its product as uncharacterized. Gene Ontology annotation, cellular component: transcription repressor complex. The transcript has 2 exons. Lineage: Eukaryota; Metazoa; Arthropoda; Insecta; Diptera; Diopsidae. Bases 95 to 628 code for a protein of 177 amino acids. The record is from RefSeq and is a predicted model, not a curated record.
AAAUAACUGUCCCUUUAAAAUUUUUCAUAGCUGAGAAGUUUUCUAAACUCAUAAAUAAAACGCAAUUAAGGCAGGGUUGUUCCGGUAAACAAUCAUGGAGAUUGAUGAUUUUAAGGAAGAUAUAGGCAUAAUAGAGAUGAAUGAAAAUCAACUUCUUUUCGAGAUAGAAUCGGAUGAAGCACAGAAUGGAUUACAAAUGGAAAUAUCUGACUUGGAAGUUUCAAAAACAGUUUUUGUAGAUAUUGGGGGUCGUUCUAUCAAUACUAUAAAUUGUACAGAAGCAAAACCAAUGUUUCCUAUUUGUCGCGCAUGGUUACAAAAUGAAAAAAAAUCGCUCAAUACCACAAAAGAUAAUGAAAUUCAAAUUAAACAGGAGGAUAAUGGAGAGGAAAUGUGUAUAUCAGCGCCAAAGCAAGGUAUCAAGACUGCUGUUCCUCCACCGUAUCCACAAAAAGAACUGAGUCGUGCAGAUUCGUCAAAUGUUAAAGAACUGUUGGAAGAGUUUGUACACCGUGGGAAGAAAGUGAAAAGGGAGUGGAUAAAACAAAGAUCAAUGUAUAAAGCACAAUUUAAGAUUAACGAGCAAAUUUUAAAAUUUGUCGACAGGAAAGAAUCUUUGAAAGAAUAAAAAGCAUGUCUUGCUUGUAAUAUAUAUUCGUGAAG